CUAGACGGAACAAUAGACUGAACUUUGGUUCAAUAAAACAAUAUUUUUAAACCGACAUUAUAAUUAUGAUAUUGUAUUAUAAAUUAAAUGUGUCUGAUUGCAGGUUAUCACGAAACAGAACUUUUGUAGCACCAAACUGAAAAGUGAAACGUAUUCAUUGUAGUCUUUUAGUUUUAUGACGGAAAAUACAUGAUUUCUAGCGCAAAACAUUUUUUUAAAUUUAAUAUUCAAUAAAAAGAGAUGAAUGACAUACAUUUGGAGGUAAAACAUGAACUGAAAGACAAAGUUUUACCGGAUAAUGAUAUGUUAUGCAACGAAGAAGGAAAGUUUUCAUCCGAUGUUGGACAACUCCUUCAUUCUAAACUCAAGAGGGACCAAUGGUCAAGAAAAUUGGAUUUUAUUCUAGCCUGUGUAGGAUGCGCUGUUGGGCUUGGAAAUAUUUGGAGAUUUCCAUACUUGUGCUACAAGAAUGGAGGAGGUGCCUUUUUGAUCCCCUAUAUUGUUUGCCUUGUAACAUGCGGUAUACCUGUAUUCAUGCUGGAGUUAGGUCUAGGACAAUUUAUGAGUAUUGGAAGCGUGGAGACAUGGGCACGACUUGUUCCAGCAUUUAAAGGAAUAGGAGUUGCCUGCUGUGUGGCCAGCUUCCAAAUGAACAUCUAUUAUAUCGUGAUGUUGGCUUGGGCCGGCUAUUUUCUCGUCAUGUCGUUUUCUGCAACACUACCGUGGUCACACUGUAACAACGAAUGGAAUACAGACAGAUGCUUUUCGCAACAAAGCGUACAGUCAAACACCAAUGCUUCAACAAUAGUAAGAAACGUGUCAACAGGAAACAGGACUAUUGAUUCUGCAGUAGAAUUUUGGGAGAAAAAAGUUCUUCGUAUUUCAAAAGGUAUCGACGAUCCAGGAAGCAUUGUUUGGGAGCUGGCUGUCUCACUGUUUGUUGUUUGGGUCUUGGUAUAUCUGUGCGUUUGUAGAGGGGUUAGGGUGAGCGGAAAGGUUGUUUAUUUUACUGCUCUAUUUCCAUAUGUCGUUAUAACAAUCUUGCUUAUCCGUGGGGUUACUUUGGAUGGAGCUGGUGAUGGCAUAUAUUUCUAUCUUAAACCGGACUUUUCCAGACUUUUAGAUCCACAGGUAUGGAUAGACAGUGGGACACAAGUGUUCUACUCCUAUGUCAUAGCUAAUGGAGUAUUAAUUACACUUGGAAGUUACAAUAAAUUCAAUAACAACUUUUACAGGGACUGUUUCCUUGUGUCAAGUAUCAACAGCUGUACCAGUUUCUACGGUGGUUUUGCUGUAUUUUCUGUUCUUGGUUUCAUGGCAAAGGAACAAAAUGUUACAGUAGGAGAGGUUGUCAGUUCUGGUCCUGGUUUAGCGUUCAUAGCCUAUCCUAAGGCAAUAACCCAGAUGCCUUUGGCCCCGGCAUGGGCUGUUCUCUUCUUUAUAAUGAUCUUGUUGCUGGGCUUUGAUAGUCAAUUUGUCUGUGUAGAGGCAUUUUUGGCGCCAAUCAUAGACGCAUUUCCGCAAUAUCUGUACAACAAAAGGAAUAGAAUGAUCUUUACCGCCAUCUUCGUUGUGGUGUGCUACAUACCCGCAUUAUCUAUGGUUACAGAGGGUGGCAUGUACGUGUUUCAAGUGUUUGAUUACUAUUGUGCAAGUGGAUUCGUCUUGCUGUGGAUUUGCUUCUUUGAGGCAAUAGUUGUAUCAUGGGUGUAUGGUAACAAUAUUUUCUCUACAUAUAAAUUAGGAGAUCCUGGACAGUCGUAUCAACUCGAAUCAAUUCCAGGAGUGAAGGCAGCUUGGUUGGCAGAUCUUGCAUUAACAGUGAAGUACAAACCUUGA
Molecule: messenger RNA, 1839 nt
Organism: Mercenaria mercenaria
Lineage: Eukaryota; Metazoa; Mollusca; Bivalvia; Venerida; Veneridae
Product: sodium- and chloride-dependent taurine transporter-like
Exons: 12
Coding region: 241-1839 (532 amino acids)
Biological process (GO): sodium ion transmembrane transport
Cellular component (GO): membrane
Source: RefSeq, a predicted model, not a curated record